AUGAAGAUGGACCAACAGGGCCCAGCCCCGCUGGUAGAGCUUGCUAUACAGAGUCUACUGGGUAAUGACCUUGCAACAAUCCAGGUUCUUGGGGAGAUACCAAGAGAUCUUUUCCCCCCAUUGUUCAUUGCUGCCUUUAACGGUGGAUAUAAUAAGACACUGACAGCCAUGGUGAGGGCUUGGCCCUAUUUCUGUCUCCAUAUUGGGGAGUUAGGAGUACAGGAAGCUCAUGAUGAACGCUUAAAAGCCAUAAUCGAUGGUCUUCAGGUCCUUCCUGAACAGAAUGCUGCUACUGGGGGCUCCAAACUGAAGGUCCUGGAUUUGAGGCUGCAUUCUCAUUGUAGGAUCAUAUGCCCUAAGAGCUUGGCCAUGCGUCCUUCUUGUUCUCAUUCUUGCCCUUCCUUGCAACACUCUCUUUUGAAAGACGAAGCCCCACACAGUAUUGUAAAUUUAGAGUCUACAUCUCAAGUGUCCAGAAGUCCUGUAGAAUUACUAGUAGAUCUUUCCCUUGAUUAUACGUCAAUGGCAGGGGAAUUUCAUUUUGCACUUCUGAGUAAAGUACAGCAGAGCUUAGGGUAUUUGCACUUCUGCUGUCGGGAUUUACAAAUCUAUGAAUUUUCAAAAUACAAAAACAUUGCUCGUUUUAUGAAUAUGGUCUGUAUUGAUCACCUUACAGUUGAUCAGGCUUCACUUAGUGAAGUCACCACACUUUUGUCUCGUAUGGUACAACUUGAGAGUCUUAGCCUGUCUAAAAUCACGUUCAGGUCUUUGAAGGGGAAAGUCUUCAGAAAGUUCCUCAGCCAUAUUGAGCGCAUGGGCACCCUCCAGCAGAUCUACUUGUCUUACUUCUGCCUACGAGACCAUCUGCAUGAAGUGCUCAGGGCCCUGCCAAGUGAGUUGGAUUUCUUGAAUCUGCCUUUCUGCGAGCUUUCUUACCGGGACUUUACACAUCUGUCCCAGAGCCCUCAGGCCACCCAACUAAAGGUGUUGAAUCUCAGUAAUAACCCAAUACGCUCAGAGGAUAUUGAGCCCCUCCAGGUACUUCUGGAGAAGCUCUCGGGUUCCCUGCAGCACCUAGAGCUAAACCGUUGCCUUAUGACUGACUCUAUACUGUCUCGUCUCCUCCCAGCCAUAAGCCGCUGUUCCAGUCUCAGUGGUUUUAGCUUUGUCUCUAACCCAAUUACAAUGUCCAUGCUCAUGAGGGUAGUACAGCACUUAACACCCUUGACAGAGCUGAAGUGUGUCUUUUAUGCUACCCCUUCACAUUGCUAUGAACAACAGUUUUUUCAUGGCAGUAUAAACCUAGAGAAACUUGCUGAAGUUGAAGCACAACUAAAUAUGAUGGUGCAUAGGGCCCACAGGGAUGACAUGAACUGGAGUACAUAUUCUGAGUGA
Messenger RNA from Jaculus jaculus (lesser Egyptian jerboa), 1395 nucleotides. Its product is annotated as melanoma antigen preferentially expressed in tumors-like. Gene Ontology annotation, molecular function: protein binding. Gene Ontology annotation, cellular component: cytoplasm. Bases 1 to 1395 code for a protein of 464 amino acids. The record is from RefSeq and is a predicted model, not a curated record. NCBI's taxonomy places the organism in Eukaryota, Metazoa, Chordata, Mammalia, Rodentia, Dipodidae. The transcript has 3 exons.